Molecule: messenger RNA, 789 nt
Organism: Mycena citricolor
Lineage: Eukaryota; Fungi; Basidiomycota; Agaricomycetes; Agaricales; Mycenaceae
Source: the annotation of a GenBank genome assembly
CUGUCGUCCGUUUCCAGCAGCCUCAGGGUCAGCUCUUCCAGCAGCGACGUGAGAAUAUCGACGGUGAGCGAUUCGGCUAGGAACGCGUGGUCGCAGAAUGUGUUCAGUGUCUGAAUCAGAUGCUUUGCCAGACGGAAGUUCUCCUCUGGAACCAGAUUGUCCGGCCGUUCGAAAAUGUGGGCCAUUUGCAACGUGAUCGUCUCAAUUAGUCCUUCGGUGUGUUCUGCCAGCUCUCGCGCAUCGACACUCCGCGAGGCAUCGCUGCUCAGGAUGCUCGAAAUCGUCACUGUGAUAUCAUCGCUGUUGGUCGCUUCUGGUGGCGGUGAGGGCACCCGAGAUGCUGGCGCUGGUGCAGGCGCCGGUGGCUCUUCAGCAGGCAUGAUGGGAUCACGGGAAGCGACAGAAGGCAGCUUGGCGCGAGGCAAGCCGAGUCUGGAAGGGAGCAUGCUUUUAGGCCUGGCGAUGCCUGUCGUGGGGGAAGAGGACCCCGGGGCGGCAGGCACGGCAGUGCGACGUACGGGAGACGCGGCGCGAGGCAAGCUGGAAGGGCCGGGAGAUGCCGGACGGGAAGGUUUGAAGUUGGCAGGACUGGCCGGUCGAUUGAGCCCUCCGAUCCGACUCAUCCCAGCGGGAGAACCGGGUCUUUGCACGCCAGUGGCAGCAAGUCGAGCGACUUGGGCUGGCGGCGCAGGUUCUGCCUGGGCUGGACCCUGCACCCGGCGAAGCCGCUCCUCGAGCUGGGUCUUGUCCUUGGCAGGAAGCGGCCCGACCAGGGACCAUACCUUCUCC